This is a messenger RNA of Dacryopinax primogenitus, 1542 nucleotides long. RefSeq names its product general substrate transporter. The transcript is spliced from 5 exons. The coding region runs from base 1 to 1542 and encodes 513 amino acids. Gene Ontology annotation, molecular function: carbohydrate:proton symporter activity. Gene Ontology annotation, cellular component: membrane. Lineage: Eukaryota; Fungi; Basidiomycota; Dacrymycetes; Dacrymycetales; Dacrymycetaceae. Gene Ontology annotation, biological process: transmembrane transport; carbohydrate transport. The record is from RefSeq and is a predicted model, not a curated record.
AUGAGCACCUUCAGUUAUGGUUAUGAUACUGGUAUUGCUGGCGGCGUUGUCAGUAAUCCCUACUUCCAACAGGUGUUUGGUUUGGACGCCGGAAACGCAAAUGACCUUUCUUCGAACAUCGUUUCUGUACUGCAAGCGGGCGCCUUCUUUGGCGCGCUCGGCUCUGCCCCACUGUCCGGUUGGAUUGGCCGUAGGUGGACGUUGAUCAUAUGUUCGCUGGUAUUCAUCCUCGGCGCCAUUCUCACCACGGUGGCAGAAAGUCAGAACGUUCGUGGAUUGUCGUAUAUUUACUCGGGACGUGUCAUCAGCGGCCUGGGUAUUGGCGCCAUCUCUUCUGUGGGCCCAACAUACGCUACCGAAAUUGCUCCCAAGAACAUCCGUGGCAAGAUCACUGGACUUUUCCAAGUUUGGGUGGCCGCUGGUGUUUUGCUCUCGUACUGGGUGAACUAUGGUGUCUCUAUUCACUCACCCCCCAACUCGCCCCAGGUUUGGCGGAUUCCCUUCGGUGUUCAGAUUCUUCCAGCAGGCCUCAUGGCUCUCUUCCUGCUCUUCUGCAGAGACACGCCCCGUUUCCUUGCGCUGAAGGGACGCAGACAGGAGGCUCUGGAUACGCUCUGUUGGUACCGACGUGCUUCACCACUCGAUGACGAGGUGAAGGAAGAGUUCGCCGAAACCGAAGCUACGGUCCUUGAAGAGAAAGGGGUCCGCGCAGGCUUGACUUUCCGAGAAGCAGUUUUCGGAAAGGGCAAUUGGCCACGAUACAUCAUUGCCUUCGUGUUCAUGCUUCUCCAGCAGUUCUCAGGACAGAACAUCGUUGGCUACUAUGGCCCGCAACUGUUCAAGUCUAUCGGUUACGUCGGCCAGACCCCAGCUCUCCUCGCAUCUGGUGUUUAUGGUAUCGUCAAGCUGGUGGCUACUGCUCUCUUCAUCGCCUUUGGUGUCGAUCGAUUCGGUCGUCGCUGGGCGCUUUUUGGCUCCGCCUGGGGUAUGGGCAUCACGUUCAUGAUCGUCGGAGCAAUUUAUUUGACCCAUCCUCCCAAUCCCAAUUCGCCCAACCCUUCUGGUUACUCCCAAGCUAUGGCGGCCAUGAUCUACCUGUUCUGUGUCGCUUACUCCUGGGGUAUCGGACCGCUUCCGUUCUUGUAUUGUUCGGAGAUCUUCUCCAACCGUACUCGUCAUAUCGGAAUGGCCUGGUCCGGCAUGAGCCAAUGGUUGUUCAACUUCACAAUCUCCAGGAUUGCUCUGGAUAUGGAGACCGCUCUUGGGGGCAAGGUCUUCAUUACCUUUGGUGCAAUUAACAUUGGCGGCAUGGCUACCUUUGCAUACUUCAUCCCAGAGACUAAGGGCAAGUCUCUCGAAGAGAUGGAUAUUAUAUUCGGCUCCGUGAAGGCUGAAGAUCGUAACAAGGAGAUCGAGCGUGCCGGGUUGGAGUACGCAGCUGAUAUGAAGAGGACCGAUCCCGAGAAAGGUGCCGUCGUGCGGCAACCAGAGAUGACGGAGGCCCCCAAGCCGGAGACAGCACACAUUGACAAUUCAGCAUGA